AUGACCUACACGGCGGAACAGCUGGACGGCGUGCGGCGAAUAAAGCGGUGUCGGAACUACUAUGAGAUUCUGGGGGUAGAGAGGGACGCCAGCGAGGAGGAGCUGAAGAAAGCCUACCGCAAACUGGCCCUGAAAUUUCACCCUGACAAGAACCGCGCUCCCGGGGCCACCGAGGCGUUCAAAGCCAUAGGCAAUGCCUUUGCAGUUCUGAGCAGCCCAGAGAAGCGCCUGCGGUACGACAAGUUGGGCAGCGACCAGGAGCACCUCAGCCCCGGCCCGCCCAGGCACUAUGACUACUACACUGAGUUUGAAGCAGACAUUACACCAGAAGAAAUAUUCAAUGUCUUUUUUGGGGGGCACUUCCCUACAGGAAAUAUCCACAUGUUCUCAAAUGUAGCCAGAGACUCCCACUAUUACCCACGGAGGCACCGAAAUGAAAGAGCGUGGACACAGGAGCAAGAGGAGGAAGAAAACAGGCCACAGAACUCAUACUCUGCAUUUCUUCAGCUGAUGCCUGUUUUCAUCAUCAUCAUCGUGUCGGUUGUAACUCAGCUGAUGGCCACCAACCCACCCUACAGCCUGUUCUACAAAUCGUCCCUCGGCCACGUUAUCAGCAGAGAAACGGAGAACUUGCAGGUGCCUUACUACGUUGAUAAGAACUUUGAAAAGAACUAUCAAGGAGCAGAGCUUCAAGAGCUGGAAAAAACAGUUGAAAAAGAUUACAUAGACUAUAUUCAGACCAGCUGCUGGAAGGAGAAGCAGCAAAAGUCUGAUCUGUCCAACUUGGCCAAGCUGUACAGAGACGAGCGGCUAAAGCAGAAAGCAGAGUCCCUGAAACUUGAGCACUGUGAGAAGCUCUCCAGUCUGAUUGGAAUGCACAAAGGGGGCUGAGCCCGACAGACACCUUCUGUACUUUUUAUUUAUUUAUGGCUUAAUUUAAAUUUGUUUUCCUUUGUCUAAAAAAGGGAAGGAGUCUGUUGUAAAGAACCUGAAUAUUUGGUUCCUUCUGCGUGUGACGCAGAGCUGGGCCCAGCUGAGCUCUCGAGCUGGUGCCUGCUGUCACAUAGACACUGUACACACUAGAUUGGGUUCCAAGGACCAGUGGCACUUUGUAAAUGAAUCCCCUGGGAAACACCCUUAGUUUGGAAGCUGUCUUCAUCGCUGGUCUGUCUGCCUGCCACCCAGACUUCCCAGGAGAGCAGCCCAGCGCCUCCGCUUGCUGUGUUUGACAAGGACCUGCAGUUCACUCCAUCCCCCCAGCUCUCACUAACUGCAGCAGCCCUCUCCUGCUGACACCACCUGGACAUCCUGGCUUCUACAGGGGGUUGUCACCAGAGCUGUUUCCUCUGCCAGUGUCACAGCCAACCCUUAACUUGGAAGAGUCAAGUAACCUGCUGCAGGUGAGCACCCCAGCGGGCUCCCAGCUCCCCCUGCUGCCACGGAUGGAACCCUGUCCCUGUCUGAUGGAGAGCCUUGGGAUGUAACCACUGGAGGGCCAUGGAACACAAUCCCAUCCCUGUCUGACUGGAGGGCUAUGGGAUGCAGUCCUGUCCUUGUUUGAGCUAUGGGACCAAGUCUAUUCUUGUCUGACUGGAGGGCCAUGGGAUGGAGUCCUGCCCUUGUCUGACUUCGAGCUGUGGGACUAAGCCCAUCCUUGUCUGACUGGAGGGCCAUGGGAUGCAACCACUGGAGGGCUAUGGGAUGUAAUGGUGUCUGACUUUGAGCCCCAUCCCUGCCUGCCUGAGGGCCAUGCCUGUUCCCUUCCAUGGUGACACAACAGGCUGAGAUGCCACCAGCAAUGCACCAGACAAGAAGCUGAGAGCCUGUGAGUUGCACCAUUUCUUUCCAGUGUCUGCCAAACUGUAGAGAAAGGACAACUUGUCUUUAUUUUCUUUUCUCAUGGGCAUAUUUUUUAGCUGGCUGUUUCAUUCUGAUUUUUUUUUUUAUCUGCAAACUCUUCUGUUGCAGCUGUUACAGGGAUCCUGCUUUUUGUUGUUGUUUUCUGGUACAGUUUUGAUGUAGCACAUUUUUACUCUGCUGAGCAGUUCUGGAUGUUUUAAUGUUAGUGCUGCAAAGAAAAAGCUCUGUGUAGUAGUGUCCUGUUUUCUCUUGAUCCUCCUUUAAAAAGCCAGGCAGUUAGAGGCAGGCUGAGGAUGGCAGGGAACAGAGUGUUAUUCCAGUUGAGCACUGUCCCUGAGCCACUGUCUCUG
Molecule: messenger RNA, 2210 nt
Organism: Indicator indicator
Lineage: Eukaryota; Metazoa; Chordata; Aves; Piciformes; Indicatoridae
Gene: DNAJC18
Product: DnaJ heat shock protein family (Hsp40) member C18
Exons: 7
Coding region: 1-891 (296 amino acids)
Biological process (GO): cellular response to misfolded protein
Cellular component (GO): endoplasmic reticulum membrane
Molecular function (GO): Hsp70 protein binding
Source: RefSeq, a predicted model, not a curated record